AUGGAGUGGACUGAUGACAAAGUGUUGGAGCUCAUUGAAGAGUACAAAGCACGGCCAGUGUUAUGGGAUCCCACUAGUGCGGAUUAUAAACUCUUAAACAAGAAAAGUGACAGUUGGAAAUCGCUGGCGGCUGUCAUGACUACCGAUGUUGAAGAAGUUAAGAAGAAAAUUAAUUCAUUACUGUCGUCGUUCAGGCGAGAACGGACCAAGGAAAAUAAAAAGUCCGGCAUGGCUGCAAAUGAAGUCUACAAGUCCAAUUGGUUUGCCUAUGCCCCGAUGGCAUUCCUCAAGGAUAAAUUUAAAGUGAAUGAUACAAAGAGCUCAGAGGAGAAGGAGACGGCUUACGGAACGGAAGUCGGACUCGGACUAGAACCAAGCCAAACGAAAUGGCGGCAAACCUUGAAUCUUGAAUUGAAACCUAGUGUAGCGAAGCGACAGUGA
This is a messenger RNA of Macrosteles quadrilineatus (aster leafhopper), 441 nucleotides long. RefSeq lists its product as uncharacterized. The coding region runs from base 1 to 441 and encodes 146 amino acids. Lineage: Eukaryota; Metazoa; Arthropoda; Insecta; Hemiptera; Cicadellidae. The transcript is spliced from 2 exons. The record is from RefSeq and is a predicted model, not a curated record.